AUGCGCAGCUACAAGCCACGACCUACCUUGACUUCAUCAUGGGUCACGCACCAGUAUCGACGCUCCCUGAUAUCGGAAUGCAAGGGUAAGCGUAGCAGCUCGAACUACAACGAUGAAGUUGCAUUCGUUUGGGCGAGCCUCAGCGGCUUCGGAGGAGGCUGCACUAGACCGAUCGGGCCCAGGGUCGAAAAAGGCACAGACACGCGUGACAGAGAGCCCAGCUUGGCGAUAGAAGAUCAGGGUCGGCUGCGAGGCCGAAAGAACACACCUCUCCCUCAUCUUCUUCGCCCACGUCGCAUCGGCACUCAGCAGGAGGCAGCUCACCCAAACUCAGCAGCCUGCAAACUCAAUACUCCUGAAGCAGCUCACGCCUUCGGCUGGCCUCCGACGGUGCCAAUCAUUGCGAGCGUAGAUCGAUCCAGGUGCACUGCUGCUAUGUCGGGCACACCACGAACUGGCGGCCAAGCCGAUUCGCAGGCGCAAUACGGCGAAGCUUUGGAGCUCGAUGAGGCACGCCUUCAAUCAGCCACCACAUCCGAUCAGGGCGAGAUCUUCGUCAUCGAAUGGCUAUCCAAAGCAGAAGAGGCGCUCAUCAACGCCGACAUCGAGACUAUCCGCUCGGCUCAAAGCAGCUUCGAGUCGGCCAUCCUCAAACUCGCCUGUCCCAGCGUCUCUUUCGCCAAAACGGAUGACAACUUUAUCACCACCACAGCAAACACGGCCAUCCCUCGUCCCGGAAGGCCCACCCGGCGCUUGCUGGCCCGCUGCAUCCUCGUGCUCUUUCGUCGAAUCGACUCCCGCUCCCUCUUCGAUAUCUUGCAGAACCUCAUCCGUGUUGCUGGCGAAGAUGCCAAGGGCAAAACAGCAGAUCGUGAGGUGCGCGUCGCCGCACUCUACAUCCUCGGCGAGGUGUUCGGCUCGCUAGGCCAGCAGAUCAUGUCCCUUUUCAACGAUAUCAUCAACCUCGCUCAAAAGGUGUUCAAGCAGUCCAGCCACCCGGUCAUCCUCCGAUAUCAUGCGUUGCUGGCUCUUUCAAAGACGCUCAACGUCGCCGGCAAGAGCUUGGGCGAUCAGGUCGGCAAGGAUCUCAUCAAGGCGCUACGUCAGGGUCUCUCGGAUCGCGCAGGUGCUGUGGUGCGCGGCUGUGCCGACUGCCUUCUUGCCAUCACCCACCAUGCUGAGCUCAUCUCCACCCGCAACGAGGUCGAGGCACUCGUCUCGCCCGCUCUCAAAGCCAUCGAAUCCGCCGACUUUGUCACCAAACGUGCUCUCAGCCGCAUGCUGGCAGGCCUCCUCGCCUCCACCCAAGUUGAAAAGGUCCCAUCCGCGCCCGCUCUCGCCAAGAAGUCGUCCAAAAAGAAGAAGGAGGGCGCAGCAGACGACGAUUCUGACGAUGAAGAUACGGCCCCUUCGGCGGCAGCGGCGGCGGCAAGCGCGCCAAGAGCCAUGAUGACGCCUGUAGGCAUGCUUGACCAGCUCUCGCUACCCUUCCUGCGUAGUUCAUCAGGUCGAAAAGCACGAGCGGCGUUCCUCGACGUCUACGCGACGCUGUUCGAGACGCUGGGCUCCGCCUGGGUCAACGCCAACUACUCGGUCAUCCUCAAGCAUCUCAUCGACGAUCUCCCCAACCAUUCUCGCGGCUCGUCCCUCACGCACGCCGACGUGCUCAACGUUCGCACCGGCGUCGCGCUCAUCCUGCGCAAACUCGUGGGCGAGCGCAUGCUCGGCGAACAGGCGCAGGUGAUCGCCAUCCAGGACAUCUGCCGCGACUACCUCAAGAAGUGGCCUGCUAUCAUGCCGGAACAGCAGCCACCUUCCAAGACCACCUUGACGCUCGCCCUGGCCGAGAUCUCGGGCUUGCUCGUUCAGCUCGGAAGCGUACCACCGCAGGUGCUCGACGCCGCUUACGAUCCGCUCAUCCGCUGCCUCGCCCAUCCGAGCCAUUCCGUGCAGGUCCAAGCGUCGUGGUGCCUCAAGACUCUGUGUCAGGUGUCGCCGCUCCACCUCUCGCCCACGCUUUCUGCCGUCCUCGAGCUUCUCAACCGCGAUCUCACCACGCUCGCCAACGGCGGCGGCUCUGUCGGCAUCACCCAGCUCUCCAAGCGUGCCAACGGGCACGCCAGAGGUCUCGCUGCCCUCAUCAGCGUCAUCUCGCAGCGGCCCCUGUACACCUCGUUCGCCAUCAGCUCCAAGGUGCUCUCGCUAGCCAUCCAGCUGCUCAAGAACAGCGGAAACCACGAUCUCAACGUCUCCACCGUCGAGAUCUCGGUCGCAUGGACCCUGAUAGGCUCGCUCAUGUCGCUGGGUCCCAACUUCGUGCGUCUUCAUCUCCCUCAGUUGCUCAUCCUCUGGCGCAACUCGCUGCCCAAGCCCACUUCCAAGGACACGGCGCCGGGCCCCUCCACCCGUUCCGACGCCGAGUGGGGUUUCCUCUUGCACGUGCGCGAAUGCACGCUCUCCGCCAUCCUCGCUUUCCUCUUCCACAACGGCUCGAGUCUCGUCACGCUCGACACGGCCAGGAGGAUCGUGGCGCUGCUGAGCAAUACGCUCGCCUUUGUCGACGGCUUUGCUGCCCAGAAUCCGCAUCUCCUGCAGGAAUAUACACCCGUGGCAGAUCGUGACGCGCCUUCGCUCCUCGAUCGCGAGUUACUCCUGCGACGUCGUCUCUUCCAGUGUCUCACGGUCCUCGCCCACAACCCGGCUAUGGAGCCCAUGCAGUCCGGCCUGCUCAAGAUCACCAUUCAAGCGUUCGCUGAUCCGGAUCGGUACAUCGGCAGCUCAGCUCAGGCAGCCAUCGCGGCUAGCGCAGGCAAUUUCACGAGCGUCUGGGAGAUGGCAGACGGCUACGCCUUUGGUGUCACCAGCCUACAGCGCGACUCCGAAUCCUUUGUCUCGGAUCCUGUCGACGCUCUUCGUGCGUGCGACGCUAUCGCCCGUCCGGAUCUGCUCAACCGCGAUCUGGUCGAAACGCAGCUCGACGCUCUGCAGAGGCGGCCCGUCCUCGGCGCCACGGAGCACGAUGAGCUCUUCCUCUACUCGACGCCGCGCAGCUCGACGUCGAACGCGUCUUUGCAGGAUGCAGGCGUUUCGGGCACCACGAUCGAGCCUCGCGAGUCUGCUGCCAUGUCUCCGCCUGCCGCGACGGGCGUGGUCGAUGCUGCCAUCCAGCUCUUCACCGCUCUCCUCCCUUAUCAGGAGCGAGAAGUUCAGGUCGUCGCGAUCGAGACAAUGCUCGCUCACACCAAAUCCACCAAGCUUGACAGGAACCCUGGCCGCAAGCAGGCCAUCCAGGUCAAUGUCGUGGUCGCCAUCCUGGGCGCGCUCAGAGUCGCAACGCAAGGCGGCACAGGUGCCAACGGCAAGCGUCCAGGCGGCUUCAACAACGAUCGCCUCAGCUCGUCCAUCAAGGAUCUGCUGCAGGAUGCACUCCUCCAGACCGACGCUGCGCUUCGCGCCGCUGCAAGCGAGGCAUACGGCAAACUCGCUGCGGUGGCUGGUUCGCAGGCAUUGUCCAGCCAGGUGCAAUUCCUCGUCGACCAAAUUGUUGGCAACCGCGAUCCGGACGCUCGAGCGGGCUGCGCACUCGCCUUUGGCGCGGUGUACAAGGAGGUCGGUGGCUUGGCUGCUGGUCCCUUGACCAAGACCAUCGUCAACGUCCUCAUGUCGCUGUCCAACGAUCCGCAUCCGACGGUCCACUACAACGCGCUGGAAGCUCUCCACGUCGUCAUCGACUCGGCCAGCUUGAGCUACAGCCCAUAUGUCGCCAGCACGCUUGGGAUGCUCGUCAAGCUCUACAUGCUCGACACGCACGAGCCCGAAGGCGGCAGCGCCGGCUCCGUCAAUCUGCGCGCCGACCUGCCUGCUCACCAGGCCGUCUGCCGCGUCGUCAAUGCGCUCAUCGGCGUGCUUGGCCCCGAUCUGCAGGAGUCUGUCCGUGUUCGCAGCCUCAUCCAUCGUCUGCUCUCCGAGUUUUCACGCGAGUCGGAUCCCGGCGUCGUCGUCGAGUCGACCAAGGCGCUGCAGCACUACGGUCUCUUUGCUGCCGAUUUCAUCGACGUUGGCGAAUGGAUCCAGCAGCUGCACAGGCAGCUCACCGGCAAGCAGCGAACGCUGAAGCUGGCUUCCAUCAAUGCCUUCUACCAGCUCGUGCAGCGUGAGGCGCUUGCUAUGAGCCGAAUCGGUGGCGACCAGCUCGUCGAAGAGUUCUUUGCUCAGAUCGACGAGGAUCCGAAACUCGGUGGAGCUCGCGAAGUCAUCCUGAGCUGGUUGCAAAAGACGGCCGAUCUGGCGCCGAGCGGCUGGAUCGACCUUUGCCAACGCAUCAUGUCGUCGGCGCCUCCGCGGCAAACGGCAGCCGACGCUACGGGCAAGGGAAGAGACGCGCUGCCGAGCCUCGCCACCAUGCUGCAGGACGAGGAAGCGGCGGCGAUUGAUCUCGGCAACGAGACCAACCUCGUCAAACUCAACGCUACCGGCGGUAGCCGCUGGCGUACUCAGCUGUUUGCGCUCCGCUGCCUGCACCAGGUCUUCGUCACAGUUCGCCAGGCUGGCAAGCUUGAGCACUUCAGCACGCCUCCUGGAGCUGGCGCCAAGGGCCAAGCGUCGCAGCAGCGCCGCCUUUUGAUGAGCAACCGCGUCGUCGACCUCAUCCGCAUGGCCUUUACUGCCAGCACGUCGGCCAACAUCGAGAUCCGUCUCGAAGGUCUGGUGGUGCUGCGCGACGUGAUCGAGUCUUUCAAGCUGGCGCGCGACCCGGACUUCGAAGAGGCGCUCCUUUUGGAACAACAUCAAGCGCCCAUCGCGGCUGCAUUGACUCCGGCGUUCUUGGCAGACUCGACGCCAGAGGUGCUGGCAGCGGCGGUGCAGGUGUGUGCCGUCUUUGUCUCUUCCGGUGUGGUCAAGGAGGUGAGUCGCAUGGGUCGAAUCCUCAAGCAGCUCGUCUCUGCGCUGGACAGCUGCAUGCAGCCUAGCAUGACCCAGCUGGGCGACGUCAAGGAUCUUUCGCAAAACGCCAAUGCGAUGCUCAAGAUCGCCGUUUUUACGGCGUGGGCCGAACUGCAAACGGCCAGCGCUACGCAGAGCUAUCUGGUGGAUGUGGUCAAGCCGCACGUAGCUCGCAUCGUACCUUAUUGGAUCGCUUGCUUGCGCGAGUACGCAAAGAUCCGCUCGGACCCAGAGAUGGACGCAGGCGGUGCAGCCGACGGUCCAGGUCCUUCGAUCAAUGCCAGCCUUGACUCGCAGUAUGCCGAUCUGGCGCGUGAGGUGGUGCUGCCCUAUCACGAACGCUCGUGGUACACGAUCAUGCAGGCGGUCACGGGUCUGUUGCACGAUAGCGACGCACGCGCACUGGCAGCAAUGGAUGGCGAGACCGCACCUGCCACGACGGCCUCGAGUGCGACGGCGAACAACGCUCGAAGCGAGCCGUGCUUGUUCUUCUUUGUUUUGUACGGACUGGCGUUUGAAGCGCUGGCGACUCGGUCGUCGAGCAGCGUCGAGUCGCUGCACGAAAGCACGGUGAUGCGCAUCUCGCUGCGUGCCAUGACGUCUCUCAGCAGACCGCAGGUGGCCGGCUCAGCGCUGCUCCAAGAUACGCUGUUUUCAGAGCUGUGCAAUUUGUGGUAUCGUCUGGUCAUGACCGAACCUCCUGCAGUGCAGGUGUCGGUGCUCGAGACGAUCGGCGGCAUGGCUGCGUCCUACGGUAAGCUGCUGCUGUCUGCGGACGACCAGGCUGCGGCUGAAGCCGGCAGGCUGCCGAACGAGGCCAAGCUGAGCCAAUGCCUGCGUGUCGUUGUCUGCGUGUUGCAGAAUGUGCGCCCAACGCGCGGCUCGGUCGAGGAGAAGACGGCUCUGCUGCGAGUAGCCUAUUCGGCUUACAUUGGCAUUGUCGGUCUGUAUCCCAAGGCGCUGCAGGAGGACCUGUUCGCGGUCGGCUUCUACACGUACGCCGAGAUGCUCAAGGACGAGACCUCGGAGCAAGAUCUCGUCUCGCCAUCCUUGGGCGCGCUCAAAGAUCUGUGUGAGCGCUCUGCGAAAUCGGUCAAGCCCAACAGCGACGUGCUGCAACGCGCGAUCCACGGCUUUCUGUCCCAAGCUCUGCAGCACGUCGAGGACCUGCGUACGCGUGAUGGCCGUAUCGCGCUCAACAAGACGAAGAACAGUCUUUUGGCUACGGUGGUGGUGCUCACGUCGAUCCCGGUGAAUGUCAAGGUGUCGCAGGCGGUGGCGGAGCAUGCGUGCUAUUUGAUCGUUCAGAAGCUGCUGCAGUUUGAGGAGGAGGUGGAGCAGUCGAUGCAGACGCCGCAGGAGGUUGGGGCGGGGGUGCAGGAGGUGGGGUUGACGGCGGUGAAUUGUGCGAGGACGGUGGUGCUUGCUUCGUCGCGCGGUAAUGCGGCGCUGUUGUACUGUGUGGGGCAGUUGUUGCCGGGGUUGAUCGAGUUUGUUUGUCGCGCUGGACCGGUGGUCGCUGGUGGUGGGGCGAAGGCGGGAACGAGCGGAGCGAUGGUGCUGCUCAAGGGGGCGGUGGAGGAUGUGAUCAAGACGUUUGCCGGGUUGAUCGCUGUGCUUCCCAUCGAGGGAGAGUUCCGCGCAAAAGCACUGGCUAUCGUUCUGCCGACGUUGGUGGUGUUGCUUUCACCGAAUGCGGUGACAGAGCUGCACACGUUCACGGUGCGACAGCUGAUCACGCUGGCGGGACAGCAUGCGGCGGCGUUCAAGGAGGCCACUGCGUCGUUGGAUGCGGAGAGGAGGGCGCUGUUGGAGAGUGCGAUUCGUGCUCAAUUGGGUCAGGCUGCGGGAGGGACGGCUGGUGCAGCGGGUGCUGCGGGAGGAGCGGCGGCGGGCAAGCAACCGGCGAGCUCGAUCGCGCUCAAGUCAUUUGGUAGCUAG
This is a messenger RNA of Pseudozyma hubeiensis SY62, 6885 nucleotides long. RefSeq lists its product as hypothetical. The transcript has 2 exons. Gene Ontology annotation, cellular component: membrane; endocytic vesicle; Golgi apparatus. NCBI's taxonomy places the organism in Eukaryota, Fungi, Basidiomycota, Ustilaginomycetes, Ustilaginales, Ustilaginaceae. The record is from RefSeq and is a predicted model, not a curated record. Gene Ontology annotation, biological process: endocytosis; retrograde transport, endosome to Golgi; intracellular protein localization. The coding region runs from base 1 to 6885 and encodes 2294 amino acids.